AGGAGGCAGGUGUUUAUUCCAACCAGAAACACAAACUGAUUUUACUAAUGAGUCCAUCUUGUCUGGUGUGUUUAUGACAAAAACUGACAAGAAAACCACAAAACAAUAUCUUAGGUUAUGAUGACGCCACAAAAAAUGCACCAACAGUGUUCCUAACUCACUAACAAUUAGGAAGGACAGAGGCUCUCGCUCCACCUACUGACCAACCCUCCCUUUCUGCCCCACUGGCCACAAGUGUAAAGAAAACCAUCCAAGGAUUUAUAGUGAGUGUGGCAUAUAUUGAAGCAUAAGUGCAAUGCUUUUGCAGGGUGAAGUUACAGGAAGUCAAUAGAUUAGGUUUUACUCUCCGAGAUUGCUCAAAACAUAAUCCCUUCACAUUUCCACUUCUUUGACUGUGUUAUCAUCGCUAUACGCUGAGACUCCAGCUAAUGAAGCAGAUGCAAAGAUGACUGUCGAGUACCGUGCCUCUACAGUGACAAACAUGGACAUGGACAACAGUAAAACUGGCUAUAAGCAAUUUUUCACAGAUGGCAGCAAGCUGCAGUACUCAGUGUAUGCAUUGAGAAACAGCCCUUUCCGGGUCGCUACAGUUUGCCUUGGGAUCCUGUGUGUUCUCCUGUUGGCUGUGGUCAUAGGUCAGAGUACCCACUACCGAAAAGUAGAGCAAGAGCAUCAGAUCAACCUAAAAGCCAUGAGCAAAGAGAGAGAGGAUCUACAGGCGAACCUGAAGACAGUGGGAAAAGAGAAAGGAAAUCUUGAGGCCAGCCGUGAGCAGUUACAGAACAGUUACAAUUACUUAUCGAAAAUGAGAGACAGGCUACAGAUCAAUAACAAUUUACUGACAACAGAAACAAACAGUCUAAAAGUUAGCCAAAGCCAGUUACAGGCCAGUAACGCUGCUUUAAGCAAAGAGAAAGAACAGCUAAAAGCCAGUAAAGACCUGUUGGAGACUAAUAACAAUGCCUUGUCUAAGGCCAAAGACUUGUUACAAAAACAAUACGAUUCAGUGGUCAGACGCAAAAAUGAGUUACAGGUCAGUUAUAACUCAGUGUUCAAAGACAAAGAGAAUUUACAGAACAAAAUCAAUAAUGUGACCAGAUCAAAAGAGCAGCUGCAGUUGAGUUACAACGCCUUGAUCAAGGAUGUAGAGCAUUUGCAGGACAGAUACAACUUCUCUUCCAAUGAGAAUGACAAGCUAGCAAGCAGUCACAAAAACCUGACGAUAGAUAGAGACACUCUGCAGGAAAGUUACAACCAAAUUGUAAAAAUGACAGAUGAGUUGCAGGCUGCUUACGCAUCCUUGGUUAAGGAAAAAGAAGAGCUUGAAAGCAGUUGCAAAAAUGUAACUUUGGAGAGAGACCUGCUGAAGGUGAAAUACGACAACCUGACUGCUCUGGGAGACCAAGGUAAGAAAUGCCCUUCUGGGUGGAAGAAGUUUGAGUACAGCUGCUACUUCACUUCUGUUGGCACGAAAACCUGGAAUAUGAGCAGAGAAUUCUGUCAAAGCAAAAAAGCAGACCUGGCAAUCAUAACAAGCCAAGCGGAAAUGAGCUUCAUCAAUGGCUUGUAUGGAAGUGACAAAGAAGUCUGGAUUGGACUGACUGAUGGAGGAGUAGAAGGGCAGUGGAAAUGGGUAGAUGGGACACCACUGACGACAGCGUACUGGGGUAAAGGCCAGCCCAACAGCUAUAACGGGAGGGACCAGGACUGUGUGGAGUUCUGGCACCGUGCGACAGGGAAAGGCGACUGGAAUGAUGAGAACUGCAACAUAGAACAAAAUUGGAUCUGUGAGAUGUAGUUUUCCUGUACAGAGAAGCCUAGAGGUUUGGCUAGCCUUGCUGGCCACUGUCUGGUACUGAUGAUCAUCACCUAAUAUCAGUGUAGUACAGAGAAAUAACAGCGAGGUUCGACUCCCUGUUUGCUUAAAAAUCUAUAUUUUGUCAUCAAUUAUCAGUUAUCAAUUUCCACACACUGACAUGCAGCAUUGCUGACAGCUAUAGCCUGAAAUUUACUGUUUUGUGAUGAGUAAUGUAUUAUGAAGUUAAAUCAUCCACCAACCGACAUUUUUAAAUAAUAACGAUUGAUUUUCAGUUUACCUAUAUGUAGAAAAAGACACUUCCAGAUUACGUCAAACUAAUUUGCUACUGUGAUUAAUUGAUUCACUGACCAAUGAAUGCAUUUUUCCAAGACUUCUACUCAUUAAUCAGUUCCUGUUAAGCUAGUGAUGGACCAGCUGGGUGGAGUUUAAGCUUGCUUUAAAAUGUGUCCUCUAGCACCAGGCCCUGCUCUGCUGGCCCUGAACUGCUGGUGAAAAUCAACCAACAGCUAAAAGAGAAGCAAACGUGGUGAAAGUGAGAUAUUUCUUGUUGGCCGUUUCGUGUUUAGUCAUAGCUUCUUGUGUGACCAGAAAGGCACAAGUCAGCCAAUAUGAAGUUUCAUAAUGAUGCAGGGGAAAUGAGUACCAGCAAUAUACUGUAUUAUGCAUGAUCCAAUAUGUAUUAACACCAUUCAGUCUGUGCUUUAACUAUUUAAAUUGCGCAUGGAAAAAAGGGCUGCUUACAUUGCAAUGAAAAUGUUUCCUUUGCUUAUUUUAUAUUUUUAUAAACACGUUUUAUAAAUUGAUUCAUGUAAACAUAAAAUGAGUGAUUUUAAAUAAAAUAAUUCACCUCA
Messenger RNA from Siniperca chuatsi (mandarin fish), 2670 nucleotides. RefSeq names its product C-type lectin domain family 4 member M-like. The record is from RefSeq and is a predicted model, not a curated record. The transcript has 7 exons. The coding region runs from base 446 to 1798 and encodes 450 amino acids. Lineage: Eukaryota; Metazoa; Chordata; Actinopteri; Centrarchiformes; Sinipercidae.